AUGGCGCAGCUUCAACACUUGCUGCAGCUGGCACAUACCCCUGGACCGCAGAUGACCAGUGCUGCACAGCAGCUGGAAGUUUUAGAGCUGCAACAAGGCUUCGGCCAGGCGCUGCUGGCCUUGCUGGCCGGUGAGCAGCUCACCGCGCAGGCCGCUGCCAUCUACCUGAAGAACUUCCUGCAGCGUCGCUGGCAGAGCCUGGAAGAGCGCGAGACCUUGCGCGACGCGCUGGUCCCAGUGGCGCUCAAUUCGGAUCGCUUGGUGCGGAAACAGCUCUGCGCCGCUGUGGAGGAACUCACUCUCCAAGACUUGGAGCACUGGCCGGCACUGCCCCAGCUGCUGGCGACCGCGGCCACGGCGGCCACAGCACAGGCUACCCUGGAACUGGCGCACGCAGCCUUGCGCCAUCUGCGUUCCGAUGGGCGGCACGUGGAGCUCACCCGUCAAGCGAGGUACUGUGCGGAGCUACUGGGACCGAUGCAUCUGGAGUUCUGGCGCUUAGCCUGUGACCGGGUGGUUGCCUCCGAAGUUCCAGAUCCUGAAAGCUCCCAACUGCUACUGGCAGCCUCAGAGGUGCUCUACGACUUCACGCGGCUGGUCAUGCCUGAGCAUGUGCAACAAAACCUGGAGAGCUAUAUGCAGGGCAUCCUGGCGGUCUUGCAACGCAGCGCUCCAAGCGCUCCAAGUGCUAGCGCCACAUGCGCCACGAAGGAACUCUUGCAGGAACUCUGUGGGCUCCUGGCCAUGUGGUUGAGCCGAUACCCAGAGGUGCUGGAAACGCUCCCCGAGAAGCGUUGGCCCAGUCGAUCCGUGGAGGCAGCUUGGAGUUUGCUCAUCAAGCUGGACGACAGCUGUGCUCACGACGCGCUGGUGAUUUCGGCCAUUGCCGUGUUGUCCUCCGCGUCUUGCCAGGAGUGGCAAAUGUCGCCUUUCGGCUCUGAUGCCACAGUCCUAGCUGCCGUUUGUGAACGCGUGGUGCUGCCCAACCUGAAGCUUCGUGCCAUCGAUCUGGAGAUGUUCCAUGAUGACCUGCAGGAGUACAUCGCCCGAGACGUCGAGGGCAACGACAUCCAGACCCGUUGCUGGGCGGCCAUCGACCUGGUGCGCUCCCUGCGACGGCGCCACGACAAGGAGACCUGUGAAUUGGUGGUGGCUUAUGUCAAGAAGGUCCUACAGAAGGCGCUCUCCUCGGACGCGCAGACGGCGGCCAUCUGCAAACAUGCUUGUAUCCACCUGGUGAUCAGCAUGGCAGGCUCUACGGCUGGGCAACGCAUCACCAGCCCAGGAGGCUUGGCCACGGAGUUCUUCAAGGAGCAGUUGGGUCCUGAACUCCUGGCUGUGCAGGAACCUCCACGAGGCACCUCGGUGGAGGCUGUGCUCUUUAAGGCGGCCUGUUUGAAGUUCAUCACGGUGCUGCGCAACAUCCUCCCUGCCGAGUUAGUGCUGGGCAUCGUGCCGAGGCUUCCCUUACUGCUGCAGGCAGAGCACCCGUUGCUCCACAGCUAUGCUGCCAUCUGCGGCAACGUCCUGACGACCGUCCAAGACAGGGUGGGGGAUCAAGGUCGUCCCGCCUGGCGACCGCGCUACAGCCGCGAGCAGCUGGGCCCGGUCUUCAUGGAGAUGAUUCCCAUGGUGUUGCAGCUGCUGGAGGGCCGAAGCCUCCCGCAGAACUGCCAUUUGCUCCGAGCGCUAUCGGCUUGGUUGGCCUUCCUGGGUCAGAGCUUGCCAAAUGAGUUGGCCACCAAGACCCUGCGGUCCUUGGCACAGGUGGCAUGUUGCCUGUCCCCCAUGGGCAAUCCGGACUACGCCCAUCUGCUGUUCGGCUGCAUCGCCCUGAGCUUGAAGGCCGGUGGACGAAGCCCCGGUACUGAAACCGCAGUGCUGGCCAUGGUUGAAAAAUUGUGGGUCUCUCAGGCUGAAGAUCUGCUGCCCUACUGCUACCAGAUCUUGGGCCUCAUGCUGGAUUUGGGGGCCACGGAGUCGAUUCCGCUCUAUGCGGAGCUUCUUCAGCAGGUGCUGGCACCACAGCUGUGGCAGGCGCCCGGCAAAGUGCCGGGUCUGGUUCGCUUGCUCCGUGCUUUUUUUGCCAAGGUGGGUGUCUUCCGAUCGCUGCUGCAGCAAGUGAUGCCCAAUCUCUUUGAGCGUUUUCAACAGGCCUUGGCCAACAAACAAUCUGCCAGUGCAGCUAUUGGGCUGCUCUGUGCAGCCUUUCGUUUUUUGCCCUUUGAGCUCUACUGCAAUCAUUUCCAGGCAGCCUUGGCGGCUUGCCUGAGUCGCUUGGAGAGCAUCAAAAUCAUCGAGCUAGAGAAGGACCUGGUAGUGGCUUUGUCCAUCUUCGUCAAAGUUCACCAAGACGGGGCUGCAGUGCUGCGGCUGGCGUUGAAUCAGCGGAAGGAGGGGCUCUUUGAGCACUUCCUGAUGGAGGUGUGGCUCCCAGGCACUGCGCGGAUCCAGCUGCUGCAGCGGCGGAAGAUUUGCAUCUUCGGGCUGAUCCGGGUGAUGCAGCUUCCGCAGUUGCCAGCCGCGGUCUUUGAGGCGAGUUGCCACGCUUUGCUGCGCUUGCUGCGGCUACGACAGGCAGGUCAUCCAGUGCUAAUCUUCGAAGAAAUCUUCAACAACAGGCCCCUCUUCCUCUGCAAGAAGGGGGAGGGGAUCACCCCCGGCGAUGAGUUUCAGGUGGCCUACAACCACCUGGAACAAGCUGAGUUGAAGGAAGACAUUUGGGACGUUUUGCCCGAGAUCCAAGACGUGACCACCGCCAAGGUGGCUGUGAAACAGGCCCUGGCGCCGCUGCAGGAGGUGCUGAGCAAAGUGGAAGGUGUGGUUCAGGCCCUGGAGCUGAUUCUGAGCUGUCGAGAUCGAGAGCGACGGCAGCAGCGACUGAAGAUGAGUUUCUUCAAUGCAACAACGGCCCUCCUGGAAAACGUUGUGCAGAGUUGGCUGCAGCAAACUCGUGACAACCGUCUGAACCGACGAAGGCAAGAGAUGCUUCGCGAGCAGAAGCUGCGUGAGGUGUCGCGUAUCCUGCGCACGGGGAUGCAGCAGGGAGUGGAAAUCUACUGCAUCAUGCAGGCAUGGCACCACGUCAUGGUGCAUCAUCGCCAUGGAGAGCAUCAACGCAGCCGAGCGAUGGAGGCCCUGGCACGGAUGAGCAGCGACCAGCUGGGCUUAGCCUUCACGGCAUGGCUGGCGGCCUGCAAGGCGCAGAGGGCCACAGAGGCUCAACGCUUCCAAGUGGCGCAGAAGACGCUGAUGAUGGGCCUUCAAGCAAAUCUGCAAACCGUCUGGGCUGCCUGGGCCAGAGGCAUGGAGCAGCGCAAGCAGAAGCAGCGCCUGGCGCAGCAGAUCUUUGCCUCGCAGCAGCAGCUGCUGCAGCGGAGUUUCAACGCCUGGCAGCACAGCUCCAAGCAGUCCAAGGGUCAAGGACAUCGAAGUGCUUCGAUAGCGCAGCAAGCCUUUGCAAAGACUUUGAGGAGCUGCAUCUUGGAGAUCUUCGUGGAGUGGAAGGACUUCACGCGCCGAGAGAGGCUCCGAGUGCUAAAAGCGCAAGUCUCGCGUGCACAAGCAACGCUGAAGACCAUGGGCGCGCUGAAAGUGCCAGGAAGCCAAGAGGAUAUGGAGCAAGAUCUGGGAUGCCUCUCUCGCACGUUGCUUUGCUGGCGUUUGCUGGCGGCGGACGCUGAGAUUGAACAGAGCGCCAUCAGCAAGGAACGGCGCAAGUUGGCCAAAGUCGGUGGCCUGGGACUCACAAUGGCCAUCCUUUGGUCGCUCGCCGUCCUGGCCACUGCGGCGGCCACGCCGGCCACGGUGGCAGUGACGGGCGCCACGGGGAAGUUGGGGCGCCAUGCAGUGGAACAGCUUGUGGCGGCAGGCCAUCCCGUUCGCUGCUUGGUGCGUUGCGAUCCCGCGGAAAAGGCGGAGGCGGAAGAGCACGGGCAGUCUGCCAGCAGAGAGCAGGUCGCUGCCUGGUUAGCCUCCCUGCCUGGUGUGGAACUUAUCAAGGGCACUGUGACGGACAGGGAAGCGCUGGGCCGAUUGUUGCAAGGUUCCAGCUAUUGUUUGGCGCUUCACGGCGCCACGCGCUUCACAAAGCCGACAGAUUGGCUGCCCUGGGUGGAUGAAAGUCAAGACCCUCUACAUGGCCGGCAGGUCAACUGCGAAGCUGUCUCGCUACUGCUCUCGGCUGCGGAGGAAGCAAACCUGAAACGCCUGGUGCGCGUCACCGGGAAGGGCGAGGAUCCCUGGUCGAUCACAUCGAUUUUGAUCAACGCCUUUGGCUCCAUGAGCAAAGCCUGGAACUUCGAGGGCGAACGACGGCUUCGCGGUGGAAAACUGGAUUACACCAUCGUCCGUCCCGGCUUCAUGGGCGACGUCGAGGCCCAGCUGCCCGAGGAUCAGAGCCUGGCCCUGGUGGACGACGGCGGAGAGUUGAAGGUCACGGCCAUCCCACAUCGGAGCGUGGCGGAGCUUUGCAUUCGCUGCCUGGACUACCCGCACAGCGCCAGAUCCACCCUGGUGGCCAUGACUCAGCCGAUGCCGGGCCCCAGGACUUGGGAACCUUUGCUAGAGAAAGUGCAACCGGAUCGGAGGAACUUUGCAGGUGCAGAAAUGCUGGAGAAACACUACUUGGGUGUUCGCGGUUUCGGUGCGGCCAUAGCAUCGUUCUUGGCGCUGCUGGUCGUGCUGAACCGCUGAGAUUAUUUUUCUGAGAUGGGUCUGAUGGAUCAAAACCGACGAUUUUUUGGGAUGAACUAUUACCCUCUGGUAAUUUAACAUAGCUAUUGG
Messenger RNA from Cladocopium goreaui, 4785 nucleotides. NCBI's taxonomy places the organism in Eukaryota, Dinophyceae, Suessiales, Symbiodiniaceae. The record is from the annotation of a GenBank genome assembly.